AACGAGCACUUCCGGAAUCUCCGGGCCGCUUGGCGUGGUUGGCCUGCCGAAGCCAGGUUCUUGCCUCGCGUGCGCGGGCCUGGUUCGGUCGCGGCCUCGCGCGCCUCCGUUUCCCAGCCUCAUGGCCGGGCUGACCCUCUUUGUGGGCCGCCUCCCGUCCUCGGCCCGCAGCGAGCAGCUGGAGGAGCUGUUCAGUCAGGUGGGGCCGGUGAAGCAGUGCUUCGUGGUGACUGAGAAAGGGAGUAAGGCGUGUCGAGGCUUUGGCUAUGUCACUUUUUCUAUGCUGGAAGAUGUUCAGAGGGCCCUCAAGGAGAUUACCACCUUUGAAGGCUGUAAGAUCACCGUGACUAUUGCCAAGAAAAAACAGAGGAACAAGUCCAAGGAAAAGGGGGAAAAUGAAAAUUCAGAACCCCCAAAGAAGGAACUGAAGCCUAAAAAACCCAAAGUGGCAGAUAAGAAAGCCAGAUUAAUUAUUCGGAACCUGAGCUUUAAGUGUUCAGAAGAUGACUUGAAGACAGUAUUUGCUCAAUAUGGAGCUGUCCUGGAAGUGAACAUUCCCCGGAAGCCAGAUGGAAAGAUGCGUGGUUUUGCUUUUGUCCAGUUCAAAAACCUUCUAGAAGCAGGAAAAGCUCUCAAAAGCAUGAACAUGAAAGAGAUAAAAGGGCGCACGGUGGCUGUGGAUUGGGCCGUGGCAAAGGAUAAAUAUAAAAAUACACAGUCUGCCUCUGCCCCAGGUGAGGAGAAGAGGCCUGAACCUAAACAUCAGGAAUUAGGUAAAGAGAAUGGCAGGGAAGAAGAGGAUACGGAAGAGGAAGAAGAGGAUGACACGGAAGAGGAGGAGGAGGAGGGGGAAGAAGGAAAAGAAUCAAGGGUGACCAAGCCUGCACAAAUUCAAAAGAGAGCAGUCCAGAGGGCCACACCUGCAGAGAGCAGUGAAGAGGAGCAUUGUGACGACGACAGCGACCUGGAGGAAGGAGAUAGUCUUGAUGGUGGAGAGGAGCUGGCUCAGAGUGAUACCAGCAGUGAAGAGCAAGAGGACGAAGAUGUGCAAGUCUCAAAGAAAAAGAAGAGGAAAUUACCCUCUGAUGUGAAUGAAGGGAAAACUGUUUUUAUCAGAAACCUAUCUUUUGACUCAGAGGAAGAAGAACUCGGAGAGCUCCUCCAGCAAUUUGGAGAUCUUAAAUAUGUCCGUAUUGUCUUGCAUCCAGACACAGAGCAUUCUAAAGGUUGUGCAUUUGCCCAGUUCAUGACACAAGAAGCAGCUCAGAAAUGCCUUGAAGCUGCUUCUCCAGAGACUGAGGGUGGUGGGCUUAAACUGGAUGGCCGGCAGCUCAGGGUCGACUUGGCAGUGACCCGUGAUGAGGCUGCAAAGCUCCAGACAAAGAAGGUGAAGAAGCCAACCGGAACCCGGAACCUCUACCUGGCCCGAGAAGGCUUGAUUCGUGCUGGGACUAAGGCUGCUGAGGGUGUGAGCGCUGCUGAUAUGGCCAAAAGAGAACGGUUUGAGCUGCUGAAGCAUCAGAAACUCAAGGACCAGAACAUCUUUGUCUCCCAGACCAGGCUCUGCCUGCAUAACCUCCCAAAGGGUGUGGAUGACAAAAAGCUCAGAAAGCUGCUGCUGAAUGCCACCGGAGGGGAGAAGGGGGUGCGCCUCAAGGAGUGUAGGGUGAUGCGAGACCUCAAAGGAGCGCAUGGCAAAGUUAAGGGUCAGUCCCUGGGCUAUGCCUUCGCAGAGUUCCAGGAGCACGAGCAUGCCCUGACAGCCCUACGCCACAUCAACAACAAUCCAGAGAUCUUUGGGCCUCUGAAGAGACCGAUAGUGGAGUUCUCUUUGGAAGAUCGAAGGAAACUUAAAAUAAAGGAACUGAGGAUUCAGCGCAGCCUGCAAAAAGUGAAAUCCAAGCCUGCAACUGGUGAGCCCCAGCAGGAACAACCAGCACUUGGAAAAGUCCAGCAACGGAAAUCAGCUCAAAACCACACACAGGGACAAAGCAAGGCCCCCCCAGAGCAGAAGGGGAAGGUGCACUCGACCUCGUGGACAGGCUUCCAGACCAAGGCUGAAGUGGAGCAGGUGGAGCUGCCUGAUGGGAAGAAGAGAAGGAAGGUCCUCGUGCUCCCCUCCCACCGAGGCCCCAAAAUCAGGCUGCGGGACAAAGGCAAAGUCAAGUCUCUCCCUCCCAAAAAGCCAAAGCCCCAGAUGAACCAGCUGAAGUCCGAGAAGCAGACAUUACCUUCCAAGCAGGCCCCUAGGAAAAAGGCUAAGGGAAAUAAGACCGAAAUCCGCUUCAACCAGCUGGUCGAACAAUAUAAGCAGAAAUUACUGGGACCUUCUAAAGGAGCGCCUCUUGCAAAGAGGAGCAAAUGGUUUGACAGUUGAUGGUGGCAGCGGACUGGAUAAGAAGCUGGAUUCUCAGUCGAACUCCCAGGUCUCUCUCUACCCCCUAAUGUUAUUCUCUGAGGGAAGGACACCCCCUUUCCUCCCCAGUGCACUGCCACUUUGUUGGGAGGCCCCCUGGGCUGUGCACAUUUGAACUUUGGGCCCUCCCCAGUGCGUGAUUAGUGAACCACAAAAAGUAGUCUCAGAAAAACAUCGCCAUGCUUUUUGUGUAUUAUCCAAGUUACUCUGUGAAUUGUGUUUGUAAUUAUUACCCAUUCAGCCCUUUGUUUCUCAAAUGGAAGCAGUUGUAAAGAGGAUUCUUGAAGGCUGAAUUUUUAAGAUGUAUAUUUUAAGUGUCUCCUCUAAAUGAGCUAUUUUUUGGCUUUUUGAAUAACAAACUAUUUCUCAUUUCUAAUAGAUGUGAAUCCUUUAUUAUUUAUGAACAUUUUUUACAUUCCUAACUCUAAUUCAGUUACAUAGUUCUACAUAAUGCAGGAAUUAAGUAAGAACGGAGAAAAAGGAUUUCCAACCUAAUCUCUGAGAGUGGGAGAGACUGGGAAAGUCACUCAGGGCAGUGGGGCCUGGCAGAGAGCAACACCUGAUAAUUGUUUGCCAGAUGAGUGGGUUCUUAUGGGCAGUUGACUAGAAAUCAGUUUGCAGUGGCCCACUGUCACUAGCCUGGCUGGUGAUGACCCAUAUUCUCUCUCCUCAGGACUUAACAGAGGUAGGGGUUGGUGGAGGGAGCAGUGAGCAUGAGGCCUAGGCUCCAGCUUGUCCUGCCUUACCUAAUGGGUGGCCUUGACCCAGACAGACUCUCUGAGCCUCAGUUUUCUCAUCUUCAGAGUAGAAUUGAACUAAGGUUUUCUCUGAUCCAUUUUGGCUCUACCCUUUUUCUAAUUCAUUCAUUCAAAUUCAUACUCUUUUUUUAAACUCAGAGAGGAUAGAGAUGACUCAAUACUUCCCAAAAUUUUAGAGGUAUCACAAAAGCUGGGAGGGAUGGUGAAUAAAUAUUAGAGAGUCUAGAUUCAAAAGAGAUCGUGAUAGCCAGAAGGAAUGGGCUGAAUCUGACAAGAUGAAAAUCAUAGGAGCAAACAUAAAUUCCUUCACUUGGGUUCAAAAGCCCUACUGCACAAGUUCUGCUUGGAGAAGUUGAGCUGAUUGAAUUCACAUUAUGAAGCAACAGUAUGGCUGACACACAUGUAAUAGGACCGUUAGCUGUAGUAGUAGAGAUGGGAUGUCUCCAGUGAGUCAACUGCCAGUACUCUGGGUUGGCCAUACCACACCUAUGAGACAAAUGUAAUGACCAGGUUGGUGAAGGAAAUCAGAGAGAUGGAAACACAAGUGGUCAUGAGUUGAUUGUUGUUGAAGCUGGUCGUAGGUAAAUGGAGAUGUAUUAUACUGUUCUCUCUGCUUUUGUGGACAUUUGAAAUUUUCCAUAAUAAAAAGUUAAGAAAGUCAGAUGAGUAACUGAAA
Molecule: messenger RNA, 3850 nt
Organism: Ailuropoda melanoleuca (giant panda)
Lineage: Eukaryota; Metazoa; Chordata; Mammalia; Carnivora; Ursidae
Gene: RBM28
Product: RNA binding motif protein 28
Exons: 19
Coding region: 122-2377 (751 amino acids)
Cellular component (GO): nucleolus
Molecular function (GO): mRNA binding
Source: RefSeq, a predicted model, not a curated record